CAAACUGAGAGGCCGAGGAAGUCCAUUUCUCAUCAACCUCUUGACUUCUGCCUUUGUCCAAUCCUAGUCACGCGUUUCUAUUCCGAACUGCAGCUAUACACUUGACUUUUGGCUUGUCUUCCUGAGCGGUCCGGAAUAACUUUAUAAAAUGCCAGGUCCGGGGACUAAUACCCAUUGCUUGCGUGAUGUUUUUGUGCCCCUUCUCCGGUUUUUGUCUCUUGAUCUCAUGUGCACUAUAUGUUGCUGCUGUGGCGCCGGCAGGGUCCUGGGAUGCCUUCAAUUAUGCCCCGCGGUCAAGGACCGUCUUUCCUGUACAAGUCGUCGACAGUGUCGGGGACGUUGAAGUCACUGUUGAAGACGCCACCAAUUCUAUGACAUUAGCCAGUCAAGGGUCAUACAUAGCCCUGGAUUUUUUGAAAGAAGUUGGCGGUUUACUAUCUUUCACCGUUGACACAGCUAGCGAAAACACAUCUUUGGCGUUAUCUUUCUCAGAAUCUCCCUUAUUCAUCAGUCCUCAUCAAUCCGAUGACUCUUGUAACCCAAGCCCCCUCAUGAACAGUGAUGGAGCGCAGAUACUUUUCCUCCCCGCUCCAUCAGGGAAAGUGAUGCAGACGAUAGCACAGCAGAGAGGUGGUUUUAGAUAUCUAACAAUAGCUACCACAUCCGGCGAUCCUGUGUCAAUUUCCGAUGUGCAGGUCAAUAUCACCUUCAUGCCGCACUGGGACGAUCUCAGAGCGUACUCGGGGUAUUUCCUUACGGAGGAUCCGAUAUUCGAGGAUCCAGAUUUUUUAACAAAAUUGUGGUAUUCUGGAGCUUACACUGUUCAGACGAAUACCAUCGGUCCGAAUCAAGCCCGAAGCUGCCCAGAUACCGGUGGCUGGAACAAUAGUGCGAAUGCAGGACCCGUAUCUGGACCAGUCCUUGUUGACGGUGCAAAGCGUGACCGAACCGUUUGGCCUGGCGACAUGGGAAUCUCAACGGAUACCCAGCGGGUGUCAACAAACGACCUUCUACCCACAAGAAACUCCCUCACUGUUAUGUUCUCUACUCAAGAUCCUUCUACGGGCUCUCUUCAGUAUUCCGGUCCACCCAUCAAUGCUCACGGAAGCGAUACCUACAUUUCCUGGUCACUCAUAGGUGCAUACAAUUACUUCCUACACACAGGUGACCUCGAAUUCAUCCGAACAAUCUGGACAAAUUACACAUAUGCACUUGAUUUCCUACAAAGCCAGGUUGACAAUACUGGUUUGAUGAAUGUACCUUCAGGGUUCGCGAAUGAUUGGGGAAGAGAGGGCGGACAAGGUCAUAACUCUGCAGCAAAUGCGCUAUUGUAUAGGUCUUUGAUUACUGCCGCAGACCUUGCGUCUGAACUAGGAGAUUCUUCGCUUUCAGCUGCCUACCUUGCCAAUGCGUCUGCAGUGAAGUCUGCCUUUAACGAAUUACUCUGGGACUCCUCGGCUGCCAUGUUCCGUGAUAACGAAAUAACAAGCCUACACCCCCAAGAUGGCAACUCCUUGGCGGUUCUCUACAAUAUCACAGCCAAUGCCAGUCAGAAUGUAGCCAUCAGUGAGGGUUUGACAUCGUUCUGGACACCGAUAGGCCCUCUUAGUCCCGAACUAAGUGAUACCAUCAUCCCAUUCGUAGGAGGCUUAGAGGUCCGAGCGCAUUUCGUCGCUGGGCAGGGAGAACGAGCGCUCAAUCUGCUUCGACAAGAAUGGGGCUACAUGCUAUAUACUAAUAUAUCAGUGCAGUCUACUCUUUUGGAGGGCUACACCGCUAAUGGUUCAUUGGGCUACCGGGGUGCGACAGGUUACAACUUUGAUCAUGCUUUUACUAGCCAUUCCCAUGGCUGGUCUACUGGCCCCACUUCCGCGCUAACAUUCUUUGUACUUGGGCUGACGCUCACAGGCCCGCAGGGUUCUAGCUGGUCGGUAGCACCCGUGCUAAGUGGGCUUCAGUCGGCUGAGGGUGGAUUUGAAACGUCUUUGGGCUGGUUUGGAGUGAAGUGGAACGUCUCAUCAACCAAUGACUUCACGCUGGUCAUCGAAGCACCCCUUGGUACUGUAGGUACCGUGAGGCCCCCCUCAUCGGCAGAUUUCACCGUCGACGGUGAAAGCGUGUCAUCGACAUCAAUGUCUGAUGGCCACCCCGCCUUUCGUCUUGAAGGAGGAAUCCAUACCCUUAUCCAAUCCCUGUAGAAGACGAUCUUGGCGGUUUCAAGGAACGUGUAACGUCGCUCAAUCACUUGUACUUUCGAUGCUUGUAUAACUAUUUUCUGAGUAACGCUAGUAUCAGGUCUCAUUGAAUGACACAUAUAAUUAUGUUGUAACGGUGAAAAUACUUGACUCAUACAUACAAAUGCAUUUUAAUGGUACAGAAAGAGGUAAAG
Molecule: messenger RNA, 2389 nt
Organism: Guyanagaster necrorhizus
Lineage: Eukaryota; Fungi; Basidiomycota; Agaricomycetes; Agaricales; Physalacriaceae
Product: glycoside hydrolase family 78 protein
Exons: 8
Coding region: 186-2198 (670 amino acids)
Biological process (GO): carbohydrate metabolic process
Source: RefSeq, a predicted model, not a curated record